UAAAAGAGCUCGUCUUCCCAUGACAGAAGCGCUUUCUUUAGCAGCGCUUGUCCAAAAAUGCACUUCCGUAGCCUCACUGAAGGCGGCGCGUCAGCUCCACGCUCUGAUCCUCACCUCCGCACCUACCGCCUCGUCUCUAUCUCCUUACAUUUGCAACAAUAUCGUAUCCAUGUACGCGCGAUGUGGCACAAUUUGGGAGUCACAGAAAGUGUUCGACACAAUGCCGCAGAGAAAUCUCGUUUCAUUUAAUGCUCUAAUGGCGGCCUAUUCUCGGUCUCAUGAUCAUGCUCCAUUGGCUUUCAAUCUGCUUUCGCAAAUGGAGCUUGAAUUUCUCCGACCCAAUGCCUCCACUCUAACGAGCUUGUUGCAGGCAGCUUCUUCCAUGGAAGAUCGAUUUUGGGGCUCUUUGGUUCAUACGCAAGUAGUGAAACGUGGGUUCGUUAAUGAUGUUCCUGUGCAAACCGCGCUAAUUGGGACUUACUCACAUUGCUUGGAUUUGGAAUCUGCUGGAAAAGUUUUCCGGUGGACGAUCAAUAAGGAUAUUGUGGCUUGGAAUUCCAUGAUCUUUGGAAAUUUGAAGAACGACAAAUUGAACGAGGCGCUUCGUCUGUUCAAUGAAAUGCUGGGAAUUGGUCUGGUUCCUACUCAAUUCACGUAUUCAAUGGUUUUGAAUAUAUGUUGUAGAAAUGGAGACUGGCAAUUUGGUCGACUCGUCCAUGGCCGUAUCAUCACCUCAAAUGCCAUAAUUGACAGAACUCUGCAAAAUGUUCUGUUGGAUUUGUACUGCAACUGUGGGGAUACCCAUACGGCGUUUUGGAUCUUCAACAGAAUUGAAAACCCAGAUUUAGUUACUUGGAACACAAUCAUCUCAGGGUGUUCCGAGAAUGAAGAAGAAGAGAUGGCCAUGAAGCUAUUUUUACAACUGCGGAAAUCAUCACUUCCCAAACCAGACGAUUAUACUUAUGCAGCUGUAAUCGCCACCAUUGACAGCCCUCGGAGUGGAAUGUCUUUUGUUGCUCAAGUUAUAAAGGAUGGAUUUGAAAGCAGUGUGUUUGUAAGCAGUGUCAUCGUGUCCAUGUUAUUUAGAAGCGGCGAAUCUCAAGCUGCUGAGAGGGUUUUUGGGUGUAUUGCGAUGAAGGAUGUUGUUCUGUGGACUGAAAUGAUCAGUGGGUAUUCAAGAAUGGGAGAAGGGGAAAAGGGUAUCAAAUGCUUUCAUCAAAUGCAUCAGGCUGGGCAUGAAACUGACAGUUUUUCACUCAGUUUGGCUUUGAGUUUGUGUGCUGAUCUUGCCACUCUGAAACAGGGGGAGACGUUUCAUUCUCAGGCCAUAAAAACAGGGUGUGAAGCUGAAACCUAUGUCCUUGGGAGUCUAAUCGACAUGUAUGCCAAAAAUGGUGACUUGAGUUCUGCUAAGUUUGUAUUUUCUCAAAUCCCAUAUCCGGAUUUGAAGUGUUGGAACUCCAUUCUUGGAGGGUACAGCCACCAUGGGAAUAUGGAAGAGGCAUUGAAUCUGUUCUUUGAGCUUCGAGACCAUGGUGUGGAGCCAGAUCAAGUAACAUUUCUUUCCUUACUUUCGGCUUGCAACCACAGCAGCUCAGUUGAAAUAGGGAAGUUUUUAUGGAACUAUAUGAAGGAAAGUAAUAUUAUGCCAAAUUGUAAGCACUAUUCUUGCAUGGUUAGCUUGUUAAGCCGAGCUGGGUUCAUGGACGAAGCAGAGGAAAUGAUUAUCAAAUCACCAUUUGCAGAUGGUGAUCCAGAGCUAUGGAGAACUCUGCUAAGUUCGUGUGUUGCUAAGAAAAAUCUGAGAGUGGGAGUUCGUGCUGCAAAACGAGUGUUGGGAUUAGAUUCAGAAGACAGUGCAGCUCAUAUCUUGCUGUCGAAUCUGUAUGCGGCAGCAGGGAAAUGGGAUGGUGUUGCAGAGAUGAGGAGAAGAAUAAGAGAGUCAAGGGUGGGAAAGGAGCCUGGUCUAAGUUGGAUUGAGAGUAAGAGACAUAUCCAAGCGUUUUCUUGUGGUUUGCAGUCACAUCCAGAGGUUGAUGAAGCUCGAGUUACGCUGCUUAGGCUGAGAGGAAACAUGGGUGCAGAAAUGGAUGAAUCAAGUGGGAUAGGAGUUUAAUCAAGUGAGAGCAUUUCAGACACUGAAAUUUAUUAGUGUUCUUAUACCAACUGGUAAAAGUUAGGGGCUAAGUUUUGAAAUGUAGAGGUUGGGGAGAAUCAUAUAAUGCCACCAUUCAAUUUUGGUC
Molecule: messenger RNA, 2243 nt
Organism: Cucurbita pepo subsp. pepo (vegetable marrow)
Lineage: Eukaryota; Viridiplantae; Streptophyta; Magnoliopsida; Cucurbitales; Cucurbitaceae
Product: Pentatricopeptide repeat (PPR) superfamily protein
Biological process (GO): RNA modification
Cellular component (GO): intracellular membrane-bounded organelle
Molecular function (GO): RNA binding; protein binding
Source: RefSeq, a predicted model, not a curated record